AGUGGAACAUGGGUGACCCUUAGCACAGACGGACAUGGGUAGGCAGGAAUGGCAAAGGAUGUGAUUAUUUAAUACCAACCUGGUUUCUCUUCUGUGCAUUUUAUUUCUGACGAGAGAGGUUUUUUUGCUCAAGUUGGUUUCCUUCCCCUUGCAGCCGAGUGGCCCAAGACCAUGACCGGCCUUCCAAGUACAUCCGGCACGACAGCCAGCGUGGUGAUAAUCCGGGGGUCGAAGAUGUACGUGGCUCACGUGGGCGACUCAGGAGUGGUGCUCGGAGUCCAAGAUAACCCCAAAGACAACUUCAUCAGGGCGGUGGAGGUGACGCAAGAUCACAAACCCGAGCUGCCAAAAGAGAGGCAGCGAAUUGAAGGGCUCGGGGGCAGCGUGAUCAACAAAUCUGGCGUGAACCGAGUUGUGUGGAAGAGACCUCGUCUGACCCACAAUGGUCCUGUGCGGCGAAGCACGGUUAUUGAUCAGAUCCCGUUCCUGGCUGUGGCUCGCGCCCUGGGAGAUUUGUGGAGCUAUGACUUCUACAGCGGAGAGUUUGUCGUGUCUCCUGAGCCAGACACGAGCGUGCACACGUUGGACCCUCAGAAGCACAAAUAUAUCAUCCUGGGAAGUGAUGGACUUUGGAACAUGAUCCCACCUCAAGAAGCCAUUUCCAUGUGCCAGGACCAUGAGGAGAAGAAGUACUUCAUGGGAGAGCACCAGCAGUCGCUGGCCAAAAUGCUGGUGAACAGGGCCCUGUCCUCCGGCUUGGAGUGCAGCGCGAUGCCCGCGGCAGACAACACCAGCGCCAUCGUCAUCAGCCUUUCUUCGGCGGGGAGCAAUCCGAGCGGUUUGGAAAGCGAAGAGGAGCUCUGCUUCAACUUAGCAGAGAGCCCGUCCUAUCGCAGUCCGGAGACAUGGACGACGACUUCCUCGCGGUGCUCCACACCACCCGUCAAGGUUUUGGAAGAGGAUUUGUGGCCACGGCUGAACUCCUCGGAGGCUGUUCCUUCAUUUUCACGCACCAACUCCAUGUUUGGUACACCUACUGAAACGCCCAAUGAGAUCGCCAAGAGCAACCCGUCAGUACCAGUAACCACUCCCAGGGAUUCCGGUCCACUGGAAGAAAAUAACAGUAAAGCACUCGGAUUGAGGCUACGAGAACCACAUGGCAAAAGCCCACCAAGUACCCUCUCUCCUUCCAACUCUGGGAACACUGGAACGGACCCAAAGGUCUUCCGUACAUCUCAGAGUGAUUCAGCAAAAGCCCAGGAGCCGGAGAGGACGUCAGUGGCAAGCUUCAAAAGGACAUUGGAAGAAUCCAAUUCGGGACCAGCGGUCAAGAAGCCCAAACGAGGCCUGUCCCGAAAUAUUGGGGUCCCGCCCGAAGGUUUGUCCCCUGCGUCCACACACAAAAUCUCUAGCAAGCUUGCUAUGCGCCGUAGCCUACGAGGACAAAAGAAACUCGGAGCGCCGUUGUUCCAGCAGCCUAGAAAAGCACUCUGUGUUUGCUGAAGAGUGUCGGCAUCGCAGCAGUUCGUACCUGGCCAGUUUGAAGUUGGUGCAGAUAUUUGAAACUGCAGUUCUUGUCUCUCUUUUUCAAAGUAGAAAAGAGUUCCAUUCCCCUGUUUUUUGUUUUUUUUCCAGACAGCUUUAUCCCUAUCCUUGUAAUCACUUGUAAUAUAACUGUGAAUUUUGUAGAUGGUAUUAGGAUUCAAAGCAGUUGCUGUAAAAAUGUGUGUAAAUUUAUAUUCCUUCAUACAGAUGUAGUCUCUCUCUCUUCCUCUCUUUUUCCUCCGUUUCCCAAUCUGACUUCAGUUUGCAUAAUCGUUACAAACAGGUUUUACCUGGGGGGGGGGGGUUGUUUUGUUUUGAAUUAUAUCUUGGGAGGGGGGGCAGGGUAUGUUAAUUUAGUACAAACUGUCAAAUUUGUAUAAGCUUCUUGUGAUGAGUUCACAACCUUUUUGAAAAAAAGUAAAUUAUUAAACAGAACGGAAGAUAUGUAUUUUCGUAGUAAAUACGUUUCGCUCAGCAAGUGUGUCCUUUUAGAGAAUAUAAUACUAGGGUCUAUUUUCUUUCUUAGUGUUUAGACUUCUCUGUCCAGCAACGAAAUGGAGAGAUGUUGAGUCACCUUUACCCGACUCAGUGGUGGUUCCUGUAUUUUGAUUACAAUACUAUGCAGUACUUAUUUGGGUUGGUUUUUGUUUUGUUUUGUAAAGGUGGCGGGUUGAUAUUUAUUGUAGCUCCCACCAAAAGAUUUCCUAUAUGAAUUCGUGGCUCCUGGGAGCUGCUUUUUGAAAUGUUCUUCAGCUACACACCUGGGAAAAACUACACAUUCCUUUAAUAUGAGCAUGAGGGAUUUUACUAUUUCAACCACGGAUGGUGCUCUUGAUGGUGCUUUUUCCACCACAAGUUCUUAAGUUAUUGGGAUGGUUUUAUAGUUUUCAUUGCGUAUGUGGACCAUGUGUACUUAUAAUGAAAUAAAACUAGCCAAAAACUUG
Molecule: messenger RNA, 2489 nt
Organism: Sphaerodactylus townsendi
Lineage: Eukaryota; Metazoa; Chordata; Lepidosauria; Squamata; Sphaerodactylidae
Gene: PPM1D
Product: protein phosphatase, Mg2+/Mn2+ dependent 1D
Exons: 5
Coding region: 172-1503 (443 amino acids)
Biological process (GO): protein dephosphorylation
Cellular component (GO): nucleus; cytosol
Molecular function (GO): mitogen-activated protein kinase binding; protein serine/threonine phosphatase activity
Source: RefSeq, a predicted model, not a curated record